AGGAGCAAUGGCGUCCAAAGAGAAACAAGUGGUGAAAAGUGUCAACAUGGAAAGUGCCCAGCAGGAAAACGAAGAACAGAGCUCUGUGCAGAAUGAAGAGGGAUCAUGCAAUUCGAAAGGGAGUGAAGGCCAGAAGAAUGGAAGAAAUGUUAAGCUGGGGCGAAUGAGACGACUUGUCCCUAAUUUUCGAUGGGCCAUACCUAACAAGAAUAUUGAUCACAAUGAAAUGGGAGAUGAUGUGGAAAAGUUCGUAGGGCAAAUGAUGGAGAUCAGGAGAAAGACUAAAGAGCAGCAAAUGAGGCAUCAUAAGCGCUUCCAAACUCCUGAACCUGAUAAUCAUUAUGACUUUUGCCUUAUACCGUGAAUCUUAAGGUUUUCCCUGAGGUUAAUAAUGUGGCCUCUGCUCCACAAGCUUGUAGUUUUGUGAUUUACUUUUUCUGUAAACAUUUGGUGUUUCCAGUUACCAGUUUGUAAUUAAAUAUUGUUUUGUCUCUGUAAAACUUUCUGUCCAGCAGGGCAAUUUCACCCAGUUUUAGAAAAAACUAUUCUUUUCAUAAUUGAAAUUAAUAAAGCAGUUGAAACAGCAA
Molecule: messenger RNA, 587 nt
Organism: Canis lupus familiaris (dog)
Lineage: Eukaryota; Metazoa; Chordata; Mammalia; Carnivora; Canidae
Gene: BEX4
Product: brain expressed X-linked 4
Exons: 1
Coding region: 8-364 (118 amino acids)
Cellular component (GO): nucleus; cytoplasm
Source: RefSeq, marked validated